Molecule: messenger RNA, 1221 nt
Organism: Macaca mulatta (Rhesus monkey)
Lineage: Eukaryota; Metazoa; Chordata; Mammalia; Primates; Cercopithecidae
Source: RefSeq, a predicted model, not a curated record
UUUGCCUUUCUGGCUGAAAAGUAACUAGGUAAGUAAGAAAAAUCAGAUACUAUAAUAAGGUGAUUGUUAAAAGUAUAAUUCUCAUGUUCUUAUUUGUCUCUGGGAAGCUUAAUCUUGAGAGUCAGCAUAGCUGGUAUCAGAAAAUCCAACUUUUACAUAGAUGUUUCAAGUGUGUUUUGAAUCCAUUUAAUUUUAUAUCUAUUUUAUUUCAUGCAGGAUUUGAAAUUCGAAGGGGAAGGACUCAACGAAUACAUUCCUAUGUCACUUUUAAAGACUGGCAAAACAUUUGAGAAAUUUCCAAGUCAACCAUUCAUUGCAGACCUAAAUAUUGGUAAAAAGGACAGUGCAGCCCAGCUUGGUACCCUCACAGAAAUAACUAAUGACUCAAAGGGAGCAGCAGGACCCCGCUGGAAGUUCCUGCGUAAUUCAAGAACCCCACCUUUUGUGGAGAAUGAGCAGCCUCAACCACCUCAGCCUCUGCAAAUCUGGAUCAGAUGCCUGAGGGGAUUUAAAGACAAGGCUCCUCCAGGCUCUUAUGUCCUCAAAGUGUCCCUGCUUGGUCGACUGGGAGGCUGUGUCUUGCAGUGGCGGCAAAUGGAGCAACUGAAGACCAGAACACGCUCCGUCAGGCACAACGGAAACUUUUAUGACGUGGGGCUGUAUUUCCACGAAAACCUUUAUGUGGUGCUCCCUCAAAAGAAAAAUGUGAGCCCUGGCAUGGCUUUCUUGUUUGAACUCUUUCUCCUUCGUGGCACAUAUGCUUGCCUGGACCAGGCUGUGGGCUGGGCAGUGUUCCCUUUGUGUGAUAACAACUUUAAUACAGUGGAGGGAAAAUAUAAGUGUCCCCUUCUCCGAGGACAUUAUGACCAGAAACUCAGCAACUUUAGGAAGAUUGAAGAUUUGAUUUGUCUGGACUUGGACCAUUGGCUGUGCAAUCUCUAUUUUCAGGUCAUCAAACUUCCUUUGCAUCUUGAUGGUCAAAAAAAUCAUGAAAGCCAUACUCGACUUUCCCCUGAAUUUCCAGUUUGCCUAAUGGCUAAAGGAGAGAAAGCAGAAUCAGGAGUGGAUAAUACAGCUGGCCUUUCAGAGAAAGAAAUAGAGAAGAACGCUUGUGCCUCAAUGGAUGAGGAAGAAGCUAAAUCCACGGUAUACUCUUCUCAGGGUUGGUUGACUUUUUUUCCCCAGCAUUCUAUUGCUAGUAUUUCACGUCGUGUUGUAUAA